ACCAAACAAACUCUGUGGGCUGCAGACAGGCCAGUGUGGCUGUAGCAUACGGAUUGAACGGACCUCUAAAGCCGAGACCAAGCGGGACAGAGACACUCUGAUUCGAUAUUGCGCCUCUAACUGGAACUAAGAACAACAAUGGAACACAUCUGAGGAGAAUAAUACAAAGUCGUGAGUCGGGGACCAUGUGGGGGAGGAUAACCUCAGGGAGAGUACACGUGUUUAUGUGCAAGGUGUACGUGUGUAUCAACCAUUGGUAACCAGGCAGAGACUAUUAUCCUGGUCUCGGGGGGCAGGCAAGUGUGUGAGCUCAUGUAAAGAAAGAACGCGCCAUCCCUCUGAUACUCGCGACCAAGAACAACCAUGACCCAAGUCUGACAAGAAAAUCAAACAGGAAUUUAAAAAGUAGGUCUACCAUUUAUUUAGACCCUCGAUGGACUACUGAUGAGUUGUCUUGAUGAUGAGAAAAGACAGCUAUACUGCCUCACAGUUUCUAUGGCAGCAACGCUAUCAGUACGACAGCAAGAAGGUUGAUUAUGUGCAGGUUUAGGGUGAUCCAGUGCAGCUUCCUGUUGUGCCUUGGGAUGAGCGUCACGGUCUUUUUGGUUAUGUACUUGACGGGAAUUACGCCAAAAGAGCCCCCGGUGCCAGUACUUCCACCGUGUCGCUCCUUCUCCGCCGACUGCGGAGCUUUUCUUCCUGCCGCUGACGGACGGAUGAAAUGGCAUCGGCGUGACUGUCAGAUAGAAGGAUACAUUACUGACAACAAGCUUCAGUGCUCUAAUUUGAUGAGAGACCUUCACUUCAUUACAAGACCUCUGAGCCGCGAGGAGGAGGACUACCCGCUGGCGUACAUCCUGACCGUUCACAAAGAGCUGGAGCUUUUAGUGCGGCUACUGCGGGCGAUUUACGCACCACAAAAUGUCUACUGCAUUCAUGUGGAUGCCAAGGCUCCACAGGAGUACUGGGCAGCUGUGCAGAAGCUGGUGGGCUGCUUUAAAAAUGUCUUCCUGUCCAGCCGCAGCGAGAUAGUCACCUACGCUGGCUUCUCGCGCCUGAAGGCAGACUUGAACUGCAUGACCGAUUUGGCCGCGUCCGAGGUCGGCUGGAGGAAGGUGGUCAAUCUGUGCGGGCAGGACUUCCCGCUCAAGAGCAACCUGGAGCUGGUGCGCUACUUGCAGAGCAAAGAGUGGCGGGACAGGAACAUGACGCCGGGGAUUAAGCAGCCGACACAUAUAAGUAGCCGGACGAAGCUCCGAUACGAGGAGAUUGUCGGUUCACACGUAGCGCUCAUCGGGUCGGGAGUGAAGAAAGACCCGCCUCCUCACAACCUGCAAAUAUAUUUUGGGUCGGCCUACUACGCGCUGACAAGAGGCUUUGUCGACUUUGUUCUUGAGAGCCACAAAGCCUGUGACCUCCUGGAGUGGUCCAAGGAUACAUACAGUCCGGAUGAACACUACUGGGUCACGCUCAACCAAAUUCGAGAGGCACCAGGCAGCAACAUAGGUGGUGGCUGGGAAGGAGACAUCCGGGCUAUCAAGUGGGCGGAACAUGAAGGAAAGGUGCACAACGGCUGCAAAGGUCGUUACGUGCGACAAAUCUGCAUCUACGGCAUAAAGGACCUGCCGUGGCUCAUCGAGAAGAACAGCAUGUUUGCCAACAAGUUUGAGAACCACUUCUUGCCCGAGGCGCUGGACUGUCUGGAGCAGUGGCACAGGAACAAAAUGCUGAGCAAUGCCACCGUUCCCAUAGAGUCGUCAUGGCUGCUGGCCACACAGAGCAUCGGCAACCACGACAAGUACGCCGCUGCAUGAAAUCACGGCUUGUAAUGCUGUCCCGGAUCAUUCAUUCAGGCGGUGACCAAAAUAGGAAAUCAAGGGAUGAUGCGCACUGUUUACCAUUCAUACUGUUUCAGGUCAAUUAUUGUAAAGAGUGUCUCUUUUUUUAAAUUGGAAAAGUGUUCUUUUUUGAUAAUGAAAAUAUAUGUUGGGUAUGAAAGAUUGA
Phycodurus eques (leafy seadragon) is the source of this 2004-nucleotide messenger RNA. It is a transcript of the gene gcnt7, whose product is annotated as glucosaminyl (N-acetyl) transferase family member 7. Lineage: Eukaryota; Metazoa; Chordata; Actinopteri; Syngnathiformes; Syngnathidae. Bases 537 to 1814 code for a protein of 425 amino acids. Gene Ontology annotation, cellular component: membrane. Gene Ontology annotation, molecular function: acetylglucosaminyltransferase activity. The transcript is spliced from 5 exons. The record is from RefSeq and is a predicted model, not a curated record.